Coprinopsis cinerea okayama7#130 is the source of this 4974-nucleotide messenger RNA. RefSeq lists its product as hypothetical. Gene Ontology annotation, molecular function: DNA binding. Gene Ontology annotation, biological process: regulation of DNA-templated transcription. Bases 1 to 4974 code for a protein of 1657 amino acids. The record is from RefSeq and is a predicted model, not a curated record. NCBI's taxonomy places the organism in Eukaryota, Fungi, Basidiomycota, Agaricomycetes, Agaricales, Psathyrellaceae. The transcript is spliced from 10 exons.
AUGGAAACCACCGCCGGAACGCAAAAUUCAGAGGGCUUGUCGUUCCGUCGCUUUGUGAAAGGCCCUCCUGUUUCCACCAUCUCUUCUGCGGUUGUCUUCUGCAAUGUUUCGGCGCCUUGGACGGCUGAUGGGCCUCCACCUCCGACGGUAUGGCCAGGUUAUGCCUAUCCGCCACCGCCAGGCACAGUCUAUCAGGGAUCACCUUUCCCUUACACUCCUCACUUCCCGUACCCCAAUCCUUGGGCGAGCUCUGACCAUUCUUACCAGAACGGUCUUCAACAACGGAACGAGAAUAGACCUCCCAGACCAGCCUUGUCCUCGAAAAAAGGUUCUGGUGCCAAUCUCAAACCGAAACAAAAACGUCCGCGCACUCCCUCGGAAUCAUCAGUCUCGGAGAACUCGAGCACAGAACCUGACAGUAAAGGUUCUGCCAUGGAUGAUUCCGAUGAGCGCGACAAUGAGGAGGAUAAAAAAUCCGAUACGGGCUCUAUUGACGACGAUCCCGAUUGGCCCAAUGGGGACAUCGAACGCAGGUGCAUUGAAGCUGUGAAGCAAGAACUCCGCCUUGGAGAAACAAAAUGGGCCUGGCGUUCGAAUGGAUGCCGACCAAUUGGUGGAAGGAUGACAGAGACGAGGAAGUGCCUUGGGGUAUUGGUGUGCUCCAGGUCUUCUUGUCCACGUGCGGUGCGCCCGAAGACACAGACAGCCGCUCGGAACGUACAACUCAUGAUGCCAUGUACCCUCUGCAAAUCGCCACUUACCCACCACGCCUGCGACGUCAAAUCUCUCCACUACACUGUGGUUGACGGGGGCGAGAGCUAUGCAGUCUGGGAGCACAUUGGGACACAUGCACACAGGCGUCCGCCUGAUCCACGCCGUCUGACACGCACUGAGCAAGGAAAGGUCGAUGAACAGGUCGCCAGAGCGCCAAAGGCCACCGUCCAUCAGCUACGGGUUGGCGAAUCGACUCCGGGCUCUGUCCCACUCCAUAGCAUCAAGCCCACCCUUGCCCAUCCGAAAUCAGCUCACUACGCCGUUCAGCAGAGCCGAAAGCGACAAGGUCUGACAUCCCUCGACGAGACCAUCAAAGGAACCUACUCGUUGAUCGAAGCAUUCGCAACACUGAAUGAGAAAUUUGGGGAAGAGUUUCUGAUUGAGUCCAGUCUCAGUUCGCCUGCGUAUCUGAUGUACCAGACGAAGUGGAUGCGGUCGGUUCUAGGGGAUGCAGUGGUUGGCUGGAGUAAAGGUUUGCCAGAGCUCGUCGGGCAGCACGGAGGUGUCACAGAUGGAAAUCACAGCUAUUUCGACAACGGGACGUUGGUAGCAACUGCGGUUUACGACACUGUCAUCCAAUCCUGGGUUCCUAUUCUCUACACAUGGGUUCAUAAGGUCGACACUCAGCACCACCUUCCCCACUUCCGUAAAGUUGCGCACCAAAUUGUCGACACCUGUCAAGAGAAAGGAAUGCAGCUCAAAGACGAAUUCCUCCUGCACGUCUUUGAUUUCGCCCAGCCAGAACAUGCUGCCCACGCUGAAUCAUUUGUAGAAGCCAAGAUACGCGUCUUCAGUAAUUGGCACCAGCUUACCCCGGAAGCCCAAGCAAUUCAGAAAGCCGAGUGGCUCAAAACGGCCGAACGCUAUCAGAUUGGGUGUCGUGUUCACUUCAAGCGCUCUGCUAACCGCAUUCAGUCGUCCCAUAGCCUCGUACCGCCUGAAAACGGGGCCAGCUUCAUGUCAAAGGUGCAUCAGCUCGUAUCCACAAAAACCUCCUUGGAAUCAUUCAACUCGAUUGUCGAUGAACUUGCGAAGACCUACCCUAGAAUCGUCGGCUGGCUUGGGUGGUGGCUUCGCUCGCGAAUCGCUUCGUUGAUCUUUCCUGCCAAAAGCGCAGUCGAUCCUGACCUUCGGAAGAAAGUACCGAACUCAUCCAACGUCAUUGAAAGCAUACACCACCUCACAAACCACGCUGUUGGAAAAGGUCACGAUAUCAUUGAAGGGGCGCAAGGUCUUCUUCUCCACAGCCGCGAGCUUCAGGCGCAGCACCAGGCCAUUCUAGUGGGUCACAAUGAUCCACUUCCAGCUCGCGCUCCCAAACAGCCUACCCGCAGGGCAAUUCCUGUUGAUGAUUCCGAGAAUGGUCGCGCCCCAGACACUGUUGAGCGCUUGGGACUGGUCCCAUCUGUUCCCCAACAAAGUGUGACUGGUUCAGAGGCGAUCCCACCUCUGGAGCUUAUCGCGUACCGAUGGAAUGGGAAGAACUCUUGCUUCUGGGACGUUGCGCUUGAACUCUGGUACAGAGCGUAUUCCUGCUGGCCCGAACGCGAGGCAGAGAAGAUCCGUCUGCUCCUCAAGGAAACCGCCAAAAACUCAUUUCUGACCUGGCUAAUCUUCCACUUCCACAACCGGAGGCAGUCACUCAAGAGCAACAACCGGAACUCGCUGAAGCGUGACCUCUUUACUGGACAAGGGAUGACCGAAUUUUACAUCUUCGACAAGUGGAGGCUCCUGAAUCCCGGUGACUAUGGAACCCCUACUCUCUGGCUGACGCAUGCUGUACAGGACUCUUCGCCUCCCCUACCGACGCAACAACACUUUGGGAUACAGCAAGUGAUCUUCUCAAGAUGCUCGCAUGGGCAUGCGCACACAUUUUACGACCCGACAACACCAAUCGUUCCCCACACCGUCUCUAUUGCCUUCGUCCACGCUCUCACACUGGAGUAUGGUCGUCAGAUCUCGAUCGGAGAUUACCUUUCCCGGUGGAUUCCUAAUCGACACUCAUACACGACUCCCCUCCAUAUACACCACUCGGUCUCGAAGUGCAAUCAUGAAGGAUGCUCUAAGGACAGCCACUUUGUAGAGGCCGUGAUAUACUGGCCAAUGAUUCUUUCACUCUCAGUCGAAGGAGUCAGGGAACCGGGUACGACAGGUGCUAGUGCCACUGCCUAUCCUUCCAGGCCUGUCUGGGACAACACCAUCGAGAUAGAGGACGACGACGGCAAGGUCACCUACGAGCUUGUUGGAAGAGCAAUUUAUGACAGGCGUCGUCAACAUUAUACCUCACAAGUUCGGUUCAGAAACAAGUGCUUCGAAUACGACGAUAUAUCUAUGAAUGGGAGCCACCCCUCUCUCGUAGAAUCUCCCGACAUGGGUCUUCUCCAGUCGAAGGUCCCUGAGGCUCCGUUAUAUGUCUACCAUCGCACAUCCACAAAGGCAUCAACUUCCCGGUCAAAGGAGGCGAUCCUUUCCGACUAUUCCUUGCUCACAAAGCUUGAACGCCCAAUUAUGGUUGAGAAAGCUACCAAGGGUGGGGAAACAGUGAUCGAAUCGGCCUCCGAGUCGGAAUCAGACGACGAUUCCAUUGACUCGUUGUUGCAUGAUAUUCUCAACCAUCCCGUGGCCAGCACCAGAGGGCCUUCAACAUCUCCCAAGCCCUCCGAGCCCCUUGUACUACCAGCCCGAAACCCUAGUCGUCCACCAUCCCCUGCUCCUUCAUCAACAGCUGGUGAUGAAAUUCCGGAACCCAUUGUAUGCACCAACAGAGACUCACGCCUCUGGUGCGAGAAGGAUGAAAGUAACGGAUACUACACUGGAACAUUUGACCUCGACUUCGUGUCCUGUCCUCUGUGUAACCAGGAGUAUCAUUUUGUCUGUGUCCGUGGUCUUCUUCCCUCAACCUGCGAAUUUCCGUUCGACAUUAAGGACCAGAAGGCUUGCUGGUGCUGUCUCCAAUGCCAGUACGGUCCAAAUUCGACGUUAGACCAUGCCUUGAUUGGACAGACUGUCCUAAUUAACGCGCACUGGUUUUCCGUUUCGAACCCGCUCUAUUAUCCCGCGAAGAUUUUGCGCAGGGACAGGGCGUCAUUUAUCCUGCAGUGGAGCGAAUUCAACGUCUACAAGGCGAGUUACAAGCCGCAAACGAUGCAAUUUGCUCUCCCUCCGCUGGAAUGUUAUCGGGCCAAGAUGCGUCCAGUACAGGAGUACAAGAGUAAUUCUGUCUUGGGUACGAUGAGGUGUCCUACAUCGCUUCAUCCAGACUCAAAGGUGUAUCCGAACGUACUGGCGAAGAACACUAUUGCAGAUGCAUACGACACGGUUCACAAGAUCCUUAUUUCGAAAGAAACGGUCCAUCCUAUCACCAAAAUCUUCGCGCACUACAUGAAGAAUCGGACGAACGAAGCAGAACUCAAAUCGGAGACCAUGAGCUUCCUCGACGAGUUCUGGUUCCCCUUAUUCCCCGGAGACGACGCACUGAUUUCACAGGCCCUUGUCAGGCUAGAGGGCGCUGCUCGCAAUGUUGCACCUGGCGAUCUCGAUCUCCACACCCACAUUGCCGCCCAAGCAACGGUUCUAUUCUCUGUGGUCCUUGCUCGUGUGGCUAUCGGUGCUCAGCCCAAGCACGAUGGCGAAAUCUUCUACUUGGGGUACCGUGGUGCAUGGCGGAAGGAGGAGGUCAGUGAGAUGACGAUUACCCAGGAGAUAGCGCUCCACGGUGCACUCACACGCAAGCCCACGCCAUACGAAGAAGCCAUCCUCGCGUCGCAGGGUGCUGAGGAUACAACCGUGCUUCCGACUUCACGCCUUGAAGCUAGAUUUAGCUUUGUCGAAGAUCCCACUCUCCCCAACGCCACCUACACCGACUUCCCAAUUCGAUCACUCCGAGAGUCUGGAAAUCCGUUCGAGUUUGAAGGUAGUAUCGGCCUCAGCCUACAAUCCAGUGGAUACACACCUGGUGCCCUCAAACAACCAUUAUCCUCGAGCAACGCGUCACCCCAGGAUGCAAAGCCGAAGCGCCCAAGGCCCACCCCAGCUGUCAGACGUAAUCGAGCUCAAGUAGAAUUCCGAAUAUUGGAACCUAGCAAGGCAUAUUCACCAGAAGUCCGACCACCACUGUUACAAGGCCAGGAAGACGAAGACGGUCGACGUCGAAGUAAACGUCGACGGACUGAUGUGGACUACUCAGGUACUUGCAAUUAA